This is a messenger RNA of Drosophila virilis, 1240 nucleotides long. It is a transcript of the gene Nup43, whose product is annotated as Nucleoporin 43kD. Gene Ontology annotation, cellular component: nuclear pore outer ring. The record is from RefSeq and is a predicted model, not a curated record. Gene Ontology annotation, molecular function: protein binding. Lineage: Eukaryota; Metazoa; Arthropoda; Insecta; Diptera; Drosophilidae.
CUGUUGCCAAAAACAUAUGUUUUUGCCCACAGACCGGCAGCAUUUUAGUUAUUUUGUUUUUCAAUUAAUAGUUAAAAUUUAUAAAAGAAAGAGCAUCAAAAUGUCCACAACAGUUGGUGCCCACUACAUAUCAGAGAAGAUAUCAAAGGUGCGUUGGCUGCCAGAGAAACUGCAGCAGAGCGAACGCUUCCUGACCGGCAGUUGGGACAUGGACAACAAUUUUGUGCGCGUGUGGCGUCUGCACGCCAAUCCAUACGCACAGGGUCUAGAGCAUACACCGCGCUGCAACGACAAAGUGGCAGUCGAGGGUGAUGUCACAGGCUUGGAGUUUCUCAACGAUGAUACCUUCGCUGUGGGCUGCGCCGACGGCCACCUGAGCUUGUUCCACGUGCAACGAGCCGUUGAGGAAGAUCAAAUUCAGCGCAAGGCACGCAGUGAACGCCUCCACGAAUUCAAAUGCAGUCAAACUAGGGCACCUUGCACGGCAAUCGCGGUAUACGGCACGGACAUAGCCACCAUUGGCGAGGAUGGACGCCUAAACGUUUUGAGUGCCAACAAUUUGAAGCAGGUGAAGCGAGCUAUCGACGCGGACAGCAUGACACUCUUGGCCGUAUCCUAUGUAAGCCAGCAUCAGCUGGUGACCGCCAACCGAAUGGGUGUCAUUCGCAUGUUCGAUGUACGCACAGCCGGCGAUGGACAGCCAAAAGCCUCAUUUAUGGCCGCUUGCCAGGACACGAAGAGCUCGAACUUUGUCUCUGCGAUGGCCACACAUCCCAUGCAGCAGCACAUACUCAUCUGCGGCAGCGAGGAGGGCUCUAUUACAGUCUGGGAUCUGCGCAAUUUGGAUUACCCGGCCUCAUAUCUGAGCGCACACAACAGCCCCAUCACCGAUAUAGGAUUUCAUCGCCAGGAUCCGUCCAAGCUGUUCAGUGCAGCCGAGGCCGGUGAGGUGUGGAUGUGGUCGGAGAAGAAACAGCACUUUGAUGCCAGCCAAAACGAUGGCAGUAGCGCCUGGCUCUGCGGUGAUCGUCUGCGCACCAUGGUCAAUGUUGAUGGCGUCCUAACCAACAUACGCAAAGCGGUCAAUUCAUUCGAUGUUCAUGGCUCAAGGAUGGUCUGUGGCAGCGAUACGGAAGCUGUUUAUAUCGUAAAUGAUGUUUAAACAUUUCUCGAUUUCUACUGCAUUUAAAAUACAUUUAUACUUCUAUUAAAUUUUUUGCUUCUGUUAUUCUAACUUGAA